Juglans regia (Persian walnut) is the source of this 1715-nucleotide messenger RNA. RefSeq names its product mannan endo-1,4-beta-mannosidase 7. The coding region runs from base 121 to 1422 and encodes 433 amino acids. The record is from RefSeq and is a predicted model, not a curated record. Gene Ontology annotation, molecular function: hydrolase activity, hydrolyzing O-glycosyl compounds. Lineage: Eukaryota; Viridiplantae; Streptophyta; Magnoliopsida; Fagales; Juglandaceae. The transcript is spliced from 5 exons.
AACUUUGAUCGUCAGGCUACAGACAAGUGCCUAAACAGCCGCAUCUUUCUUCCAUGCUCUGCUUAUAAAAAAACUAGAAAAGAUUUCUUCAUCCACAUUCACGGGGAGUGAGAAAGAGAGAUGAAGCAUCUGGCUUUGGCACUUGUUUUGGCCAUUUUGAUCCACCGACAGUGCUUUCACAUUGGAGUUGAAGCAGGAGAUGGUUUCAUCAGAACCAGAGGAAUUCAUUUUCUAUUAAAUGGAAAUCCUUACUAUGCGAAUGGCUUCAAUGCAUACUGGUUGAUGUAUGUGGCUUCUGACCCAUCUCAGAGACCCAAAGUUUCUGCUGCCUUUCGUGAGGCCUCAAGCCAUGGCCUCACUGUAGCUAGAACUUGGGCUUUCAGUGAUGGUGGCUACAGACCCCUGCAGUACUCUCCUGGCUCCUACAAUGAGCAAAUGUUUAAGGGCUUAGAUUUUGUUAUAGCUGAGGCCAGGAGGUAUGGGAUUAAGCUCAUAUUGAGCUUGGCGAACAACUACGACAGCUUUGGAGGGAAAAAACAGUAUGUGAACUGGGCAAGAAAUCAGGGGCAGUACCUGUCAUCUGAAGAUGAUUUUUUUAGGAAUCCUGUCGUUAAGGGUUACUACAAGAACCAUAUAAAGACUGUUCUGUCCAGGUAUAACAGCUAUACUGGAAUUCAUUACAAAGAUGACCCAACAAUCAUGGCUUGGGAGCUUAUGAAUGAACCUAGAUGCACAUCGGAUCCUUCAGGGAGGACUAUUCAGGCUUGGAUAACUGAAAUGGCUUCCUAUGUAAAGUCUAUUGAUAGAAAUCACCUGCUGGAAGCUGGUUUAGAAGGGUUUUAUGGGCAAUCCACGCCUCAGAGGAAGGGACUUAAUCCUAGUCUCGAAAUCGGAACAGAUUUCAUUGCAAAUAAUCAAAUCCCUGGCAUCGAUUUUGCAACGACACACUCAUACCCUGAUCAAUGGUUACCCAGCUCAAAUGAUCAAUUUCAGCUUUCGUUCUUGAACAAUUGGCUCAACGCCCACAUCCAAGAUGCACAGUACAUUCUUAGGAAGCCAAUACUUCUUACAGAAUUUGGGAAAUCCUGGAAAGUUGCUGGUUUCAGCACAUACCAAAGAGACCUGCUGUUUAAUACUGUGUACUACAAGAUAUACUCCUCAGCUAAAAGAGGAGGUGCAGCUGCUGGAGGUCUGUUCUGGCAACUUCUAAGUGAAGGCAUGGACUCUUUCCGUGAUGGGUAUGAGAUAGUUCUGAGCCAAAGCCCCUCAACUGCAAACAUCAUUGCCCAACAGUCUCACAAACUUCACCAGAUUCGGAAGUUUUUUGAAAGAAUGAGAAACAUUGAGAGGUGGAAGAGGGCAAUGGCCACCAGAAGGGCUCAAUGGUUGGCUAGAAACAGAGGAAGGCGUAUCGGCAACUAAGAUAAUAAUCGUGUGGACUAUGUUCUAUGUCUAAGUAAACAUAUCUAAUUGUGUGGCCUUUAAGGUUUCCAAAACUGGUUUGGUUUCCCUCUUAGAGACUGAGUGUUUUUUGUCCAGGAGGGUAGCUUCUAGUACUAAACAACGUAACUUUUCUAUAAUUCUGUACUUUGUGUGUGUUGUCGGCUAAGUUGUUCAGCCAACUCUGUUUGUAACAAACUGCAGAGCCUGGAACUUGUUUGUUCCACCAUAUUAUGACUUUUACAUCAAAUGAAACUGUUGUAGCUUGUUUACUA